Aspergillus fischeri NRRL 181 is the source of this 1101-nucleotide messenger RNA. RefSeq names its product SMP-30/gluconolactonase/LRE family protein. The record is from RefSeq and is a predicted model, not a curated record. Bases 1 to 1101 code for a protein of 366 amino acids. Lineage: Eukaryota; Fungi; Ascomycota; Eurotiomycetes; Eurotiales; Aspergillaceae. The transcript has a single exon.
AUGGCCGGCAUCCAGGACCAGGUUGCCUUCCUUAAACAUCAGGAAGAGUUUGACGCAAUACUGGGCUCCGAUUUCCCAGAACCACACGUUUCAAUACUCGCAGACGAGAGUCCUGCAGGAUUACCUCUCUAUCACGAAGCUUGCGUCUAUCAUCCACCGACACGCAGCAUCUUCGUGACCUCCAACCAGAUUCCAAAUCCUCCCAACCAACAAAACCUAGCAACAGAAGACAAGCAUAUCAAGCUCUCCCGAGUUUAUGAUACGUACCAAGGAUCUUCCACAGAAUCAAAUGUCGCCAAAGUCGAGGACAUCACCUUUCCACAGAUCGACGGCGCCAUGCUGAAUGGCGGUGUUAAUCUGGGCCCUGAUCACAUCCUCUUCUGUGCUCAAGGAUCAAAAGACCCAAGUGAUCCCUCGGGUAUCAUCAAAGUCGCGGUUCCAUCUGAGGGUAGCAAUGUCACUACAUCAGAGGUCGUCAUCGGCUCUUUCCACGGGAUUCCAUUUAAUUCAGUCAACGACGUGGUCGUUCAUUCGCUUGACUCCUCCAUCUGGUUUACAGACCCUCAGUAUGGCUUCCACCAGGGCAUCAGACUUCAACCGCAGCUCCCGAACCAAGUCUACCGUUAUGAUCCCGGUAACGGAUUGAUUCGCGCUGUCGCAGACGGUUUCGUACGGCCAAACGGUCUCUGCUUCUCGCCCGGCCUCGACACACUCUAUGUGACAGAUACAGGUGCGAUCCAUGGCUCACCAUUAGUGCCAAACAAUCCAGCAGGGCCGUCGCAUAUCUAUGCAUUUGAUAUUGUCUACCCUGGAGGGCGGGCCGAACCGCAGUUGGUAAACCGGCGUGUAUUCGCGUAUGCCCCCGGAAAAGUACCUGACGGAAUCAAGUGCGAUACCCGGGGCAAUGUCUACGCUGGAUGCGGGGAUGGGAUUGAAGUGUGGAAUCCUAGCGGUGUCCUUAUCGGUACGAUUAAAGUUGCUGGUGGAGUUGCGAAUUUCUGCUUCGGAGAGAAUGGAGUCUUAUAUGCUUGCAAUGAGACCAGAUUGCUCAGAAUACAUUUGCGCGGGGAAGGUGUGAAGGGGGCUCUUUUAGGUAUAUGA